AUGGACAACCAAGCAAGCGCCGAUGCAGGAGCUGGAGCUGGAGCAGCUACAAGAGGAACAACAGGAGGAACAGGAGCAAAUACGAACCAAUCUCAAUUCCCAGCGCAUGAGAAUCCGCGAGUUUGGCUGUUUUCAUCUGGCGAUUCUCCCAUAGGAAUCUCGUUGGCUCGUCAGAUCCUCGCACAUGGCGACUAUGUGGUUUGCGGCCGGUGUCCGGUCGACUCUGAAAGAGAGAACCCCAGGCUUGCAGCUUUCGAAAGCUUCCUCGAAGCCCUAGAUAGCGUGGAGGCCGGGAAGGAUACUACUGGUUUGAGGGAGAGGAUAAUGAGCGACUGUCAGGCUGCGAUUGCUAGUACUAUCAAUAAGUACGGACGAAUUGAUAUCAUCCUCUGCUGCACGAGUCAGGCUGUCAUCGGGUCCGUUGAAGAACUUGCGACCUCCGAGCGGGCACGAAUGUUAUUGAAAGAUCAGUUUGAAACUAACUACUUUGGUCCUGUGAAUUUGAUCAAAUCCGCUCUUCCGCAGAUGCGAGCCCAGAGAUCUGGUCAUCUCAUGGUCCUAGGGGGAAUCACUGGACAUAUUGGCACACCUGGUCUGGGGGUGUACUGUGCCGCAGAAUGGGCAUUAGAUGGAUAUUGUGAUAGCCUUGCAUACGAGGUGGCGCCAUUCAACAUCCGAAUUACAAUCCUCCAGAGUAGCGUUGAGGUUGGGGUGCUGUCCAAUCUAAUCACCAGCGUGCCACCACUCAACGCCUACUCACCAGCCCAAAACCAUGCGCCCCUUUUCCGAGGAAUCAUGAACAGCGUCCUCUCCCAUAUUCCGGGUGUCAGCGGGUACGGCCGGUCACUAUAUCUUUCACCGACGCAGGCUUCGAUCUCGUCCCCUGGUAGUGUGAAGCAGGAACCUGCUGCAAAGGAUAACAACGAGCCGCUAUCAUCACCGUCAGGCGUCUCGUUAUAUCCGCCACUUGGCUCCGAGCACCUGGAAAUGUUAAUGGCGGAAACAAUGUAUGCCAUAACUGCUAUUGGAGGCCAUGAGAACCCCCCAGCUCGACAUAUCGUUGGAGCGGAGUCUGUGGCCUGCGUGAAGGAAAAGCUAAAGACAGUCAGCGAAGAGCUGGAAGACUUCAUCGAGUGUAGCUGUGCUGUGGAUAUAAAUAGCACGGAGACCCCUUCGCGGGUCAUGGGCGAUGAGACGGUGGCCCAGACAGAGGCAUGA
Messenger RNA from Microsporum canis CBS 113480, 1218 nucleotides. RefSeq names its product short chain dehydrogenase/reductase family protein. The transcript has 5 exons. The record is from RefSeq and is a predicted model, not a curated record. The coding region runs from base 1 to 1218 and encodes 405 amino acids. Lineage: Eukaryota; Fungi; Ascomycota; Eurotiomycetes; Onygenales; Arthrodermataceae.